Anoplophora glabripennis (Asian longhorned beetle) is the source of this 1882-nucleotide messenger RNA. RefSeq lists its product as uncharacterized. The record is from RefSeq and is a predicted model, not a curated record. Bases 144 to 1691 code for a protein of 515 amino acids. The transcript has 3 exons. Lineage: Eukaryota; Metazoa; Arthropoda; Insecta; Coleoptera; Cerambycidae.
UAGUGGUUUAGGAAAGGUCGCGUUGGGGCCCCUAGAUCUGCUGCGAAUCGAGUCGACUCGCAGUUCAUACCGCGAGUGUUUUGUUUUGGUUGCGUGCGGAUUCUGUCUGCUAAGUGUGCUGUGCGGUGGUGUUUUUCCGCACCAUGGGCAACAAGCUGUGCAAGAAGAAGGUGGAUGCCGUGGAUAACCCCAACCCCAAGUCGCCCACGCCCUUUGACAGGAUAAUAAACAGACUGCAUUUGCGUCCCAGUUCGUGGAAGUCCGAUCCUCAGCUGAACCACAAGCAGACCGACAGAUACGAUGUCAAAUCGGCUCACCCGAACGAAAAAUCGAACAACAUUACCCGAACCCAGCCUCUGUCGAAAUCCUCCGAUUGGACGGAAGUGGACCUCGAGGUGCCCGAAAAGGACGAGCACAUUCACCUGAGGAAUCCCCAACUGUCCAUAAUUUUCAGCAAGGAAAACGGUACCCCUACCCCUCCACCCAGGAAGCCUAAGAAAAAUUUCAGGGAAAAGAUCGAGGCGGUAGCCAAGAACAGUUUUCAAGCUUUCCAGACGAAGAAGCCUGCUGAAGAACCGAUUUGCGUGAAGAAAACGAUCAAUUACAAAUGCCCUCUAUGCGAUGAAGACCAACGUAAUCAUAACAGGGACCAUCACCAUCCCCACCAUCACCACGAUCACGACAAUCAAAACAAUGACAAGAAAAACGAUGGUAAGAGAGAAGGGAAACAAAGUCCGGUCAAAUCCAGCGAUAAAAAAUCGAACAAAGAACAGAAACGAAGGAAAAAUUUGUCUGUUGUUUCAUUACCAAACUACAACGAGCUCAAACUAACUGUAGCACAUUUCGAUGACAUCGACAAAACCGACGGUGAAAAAAGUAACAAUUCCUUGGUCUCUCUGCCCAUAGAAGGUAAAAAAGCCGCGGCAGGCUCCACAGGAAGACUGGAUAAUUACAUAACUAGGUGUAGAAGUUUCGGAUCUCUCCUUCCUCAGCAACUAAAGAAACUGAGAGCUCGCAAAGCACCAGCAGACGUCGAGAGCGACGAUUCCUUUGGGGCAUUAGAAGACUGGGAUCUAGGACUCAUAGAACAUUACAAUCCUAAAGACGCUAGUCUUCCCCGACCUAGAAAGGUUCAGAGAAACAGCAAAGACGCCAUGGCUGAUAUAGAAAAUCUGAUAGUUACCGAAGAGGACUUAGAAAAGGUUAAACCCAAACCACCAGUGAGGAGAUCAGAAUCCUUGGUGAAGAAAAUCAACAGGGAAGGUGCUGAAAGUGCUUUAAAGAGAUCAAAGGACGCGCUGGCCGAACCACUCGUUCAAAGAACGGAAUCCAAAAGCGUGACUCCACCACCUUCACCCACUUUAGAACCGGAACCCCAGGAAAGGUUAUUUAUAUCGAAUUUACCUACUCAAGAGGACGGCAAAGUUGAACAUUCUAGUCUUAUGAGGAUCUUGGAGCAAUUCAGUAUAAGAGACAAACAAGGGGCUGACGCAGAUUUAAACGAUAACAAUGUAAGGCACGACGAAAGUAGCACGAAAAAUAACAGCAACCAAUCCUCAUUGACACCUUCUUUAUUGGAGUUCGAGAAGAACAUCAAUACGAACCCCGUAGAGGAAUUUAUUGCCGCGGAGAAACUGAAUACGGAGAAGGAUUUGAAUUUCGCGAAGCAAACUCCGACCGCUGUGAGUUAACAUUUUCCAGUUAAGGGUUCGCAUUUGUAAAUUAGUCAUUGUGGAUAUUAACAAAGUUUUAUUAAGUCACUAUUCUUGUUCUUAGAAAUGUAAUUUAGCCUCCAAUUUGUUGUAAGAAAUUGUACAUAUAUAUAUAUUUAUAGUUUUUUAUGUAAUCCUAUUUUAUUUAAAACAUUAAAGUGAUGCCUUAA